AUGGACUCUUCACUGUCCAAUGCGCAGAAGAUAACACUACCAUUCGCACCGUCGAUGCUCAACUAUAUCGACAAGAUUUACAGCUCGUUGACUUCGAUGAACCAGCCCAAUUUCUUGACUGAUGUCCAACGUGAACCAAAGGGCCAGGGGUCAACCACCAAAGAGCACCCAGCUCCACUGGCUACCCUAGCUGCGUUCUACGAGUACUUGGCAAGCCCAGAAGCUUCUGCAAUGCGAGCUGCUACUCAGAUGGACCUCUCAGCGCCCAUUACGGACUAUUUCAUCUCCACUAGUCACAAUACGUACUUGACCGGAAACCAGCUGUACAGUGAAUCUAAAGCAAGUGCUUAUACCAAUGUCCUACUUAGUGGCUGCAGAUCCGUCGAGAUUGACGUUUGGGAUGGAAAAGCGGAGGGCUUCCUCGGACAUCACAAGCCAUCCACGAGUAGCGGAAGCUCUGGUGAAAGCAAGGCGUCUGGUAGCGCGAUUCCGGUUCCUGGUAAACCAGAACCGCGAGUGUUGCAUGGCCAUACGCUUACUAGGGAGACGAGCUUUCGCGAAGUCUGCUAUGCGAUUCGAGACAGCGCGUUUGUUGCAAGCGACCUUCCAGUCAUUGUUAGUCUGGAAGUUCAUACCUGCCUGGAACAGCAGCAGACAAUGGUUGAGAUCAUGGAAGAAGCAUGGAAGGGGAUGUUGGUUGAGGUGACUCCUGAACUUGAAGCCGGGACAGUUCCGCCGCCGCCUCUAGCGGACUUGAAGAGAAAGAUCCUGAUCAAGGUGAAGCAUGUCGAAUCCGUCGACGAAGGCGGUGACCGUGAGGCAAAGGAGAAGGCAGUUUAUACCCAGCACAUGGAAGCUUUGAAGCAACAGAAAAAUCCAUCAAAUUCGGUCGAGGCUUCCAAGGGUUUCGAGUCUCCCGAGUCUCCCACUGCAGCUCCGCACAAGCCCUCUAAGAUCUUGCAGGCGCUCAGUAAACUGGCCGUGUUCACGAAGGGGUUCCACUUUAGCAACUUUGCACAGCCAGAGGCCAAAGUCCCCAGCCAUGUGUUCUCGUUAUCCGAGAAGGCCGUGCGGGAAGCACAUGCCACCGAUGGAGACGCGUUGUUUGAGCACAACCGGCACUUCUUCAUGCGCGUCUACCCCAAUGGCUUGCGAGUUGAUUCCUCCAACAUGGACCCGACCUUCUUCUGGCGGCGUGGUGCUCAGAUGGUCGCUUUGAACUGGCAAAACUUCGACAAAGCUAUGAUGCUCAAUGCAGGAAUGUUCGCAGGGGAACAAGGUUGGGUUCUCAAGCCCCCAGGAUAUCGCAGCUCCGAUGCACAGCCCGGAAUCAUUGAGCCUCGUCGACUGGAUCUGACCAUUGAGUUUCUUGCCGGCCAAAACAUCCCACUGCCCCCGGGCCACACCAACGAAAACAAAUUCUACCCCUUUGUAACUUGUCUCCUGCACGUGGAAACUCCGGAUGACAGUUUCGCAGCAGCAGAUGACGACACCGAAUCCGAAAAGACUGGAUAUAAGCAUUGCACGAAGAGUGUUACCGGAGUGAACCCCGAUUUCGGCGGACAGAAGAUGGAGUUUGCGACCGUGUCGGGCUUCCUCGAUGAAUUGACAUUUGUUCGGUUCAAAAUCAAGGACAACGAAUGGAUGCACAACGCGCUGGCCGCAUGGGCGUGCAUUCGACUGGAUCGCCUGCAAGAAGGUUAUCGGAUCAUUCACCUGAAUGACAGUACUGGGGCGCCGACAGAGGGAGCUCUUCUCGUACAUAUCACGAAGACGUACAGCUAA
This is a messenger RNA of Aspergillus niger, 1785 nucleotides long. RefSeq lists its product as uncharacterized. The transcript is spliced from 5 exons. The record is from RefSeq and is a predicted model, not a curated record. Gene Ontology annotation, biological process: lipid metabolic process; phosphatidylinositol-mediated signaling. The coding region runs from base 1 to 1785 and encodes 594 amino acids. NCBI's taxonomy places the organism in Eukaryota, Fungi, Ascomycota, Eurotiomycetes, Eurotiales, Aspergillaceae. Gene Ontology annotation, molecular function: phosphatidylinositol-4,5-bisphosphate phospholipase C activity.